AUGUCCAAGACAAUAGAAAAAAUUUUGAUUGCCAAUCGCGGCGAAAUAGCAUGUAGAAUUAUAGAUACCUGUCGGCGCUUAGGUAUUACAACGGUUGCAGUUUAUUCAGAGAUCGAUCGAGAUGAAUUAUUUGUAAAGUCGGCAGAUGAGGCAGUAUGUAUUGGUUCGUCAUCCGCAAGCGAAUCUUACUUGCAAAUUGAAAAAAUCAUUUUAGCAGCCUACAGCACAGGUGCUCAAGCAAUUCACCCAGGAUACGGAUUCUUAUCCGAAAAUGCAACAUUUGCUAAGCAAAUUGCUGAGGCUGGUAGACGUUAUUCUACAUAUGAUCUUAUUUUUAUUGGUCCUCGCCCAGAGUCAAUAUUGGCAAUUGGUGACAAGAUCGAGGCCAAAAAUCUGCUAUCCAAGAAUUUGCCGUCUGUCCCAGUCAUACCUGGUUACAACGGUGAUGACCAAAGUUUAGAAGUAAUGAUUAACGAGGCAAAAAAAAUUGGAUUUCCCAUUUUGUUAAAAGCCUCUGCCGGAGGAGGUGGUAAGGGCAUGCGUGUGGUGUACGAAGAAUCAAAACUAUUGGAAGAGAUAGAACUCGCAAAGUCAGAAUCGCUUAGGUCCUUUGGUUCCGAUCGACUUUUAAUAGAAAAGUAUUUCGAUUCAGUUCGUCAUAUUGAGGUCCAAAUAUUUGGAGAUGAAUAUGGAAAUGUUUAUCAUUGUUUUGAAAGAGAUUGUUCCGUGCAGCGCCGUUACCAGAAAGUGAUCGAGGAAACGCCCUCACCAUCUUUGGAUCAAGAUCUGAGAAAUCAAAUGUUUAAGGUGGCAAUUCAAAUUGGAAAGUUUCUGAAAUAUUCUGGAGCCGGUACCGUCGAAUUCAUUGUGGAUGAAAAAGAGAAAAGGUUCUAUUUUCUUGAGAUGAACACUCGUUUGCAAGUUGAACAUCCGAUCACCGAACUUGUGACCGGGCUAGAUUUGGUUGAGCUCCAGAUACUGGUUGCGCAAGGGUAUGACUUGUCUCGAUCGGUAUUACCAACGAUAGAAUCAAAGGGACAUGCGAUUGAAUGUCGUCUUUAUUCGGAAGAUCCAUGUAAUAAUUUCUUCCCAAGCACGGGAAAAGUACGCCAGUGGAAACAAUGUGAAGUACCACAUGUUCGAUAUGAUACCGGCGUUGGGACAGGAUCGGAGAUAUCAAUAUAUUACGAUCCAUUAAUUUCGAAAAUUUCGGCAUGGGCUCCUACCAGGAAACAAGCACUUCAAAAGAUGACAUAUGCUCUUCGAAACACUGUCUGUCUUGGUCUGGUUACCAAUCAGUCAUUUUUGAAAAGCGUACUGCAUUGCACUGAUUUUUUAUCGGGCGAAUACAACACGAAAUUUAUUGAAAAAAACUUUCCUCAAAGUUUCAUGAAAUCUUGGAAACAACGGGAUUUGCCCAAGAACUUGAUUGUUGUUCCAUUUUUGUGGUUUUGGUAUUUGAGGGAGAAAGAUCGUUCGACCUUACAUCACAUUCCUGCAGGUUGGAGAUACGUGAAAUAUAAGAAACCUAACGAUGUAUAUUUGCUUGAGAACGGUCGUGUUGAAGAGUUGGAAUAUGAAUUCAUUGGCAGAGCUGGAGAGCGGAAUUACAUUUAUGGUACAUUGAUAUGCACCAUAGACGGUGAACAAAGAAGCUUCGAACUUGCAAAUGGAUCGAAACACACUCAGCAACAAGAAGUUUUUGUUCAUGACUACAGAAGUUCCGAACAAUACAAAUUUAUCAGAAAGAACAAGCUGAAAGCACCUUCCACCAGUAAUGAAGAUGAUAUGUCUCCAUACUUGGCACCAAUGCCAUGCAGAAUUUUGAAAUUAUUGGUUCCAUCAGGUUCCAAGAUAACAAAAAAUCAACCUAUAUUGACAAUGGAAUCAAUGAAAACAGAGAUCCGAUUGUAUAGCAGACAUGAUGGUGUGAUCAAGACUCUGGUUAAAGUAGGUGAUGUCGUUGAGGCAGGUACUUUAUUGGUCAAGAUAGAAUGA
Acaulospora morrowiae is the source of this 1998-nucleotide messenger RNA. The record is from the annotation of a GenBank genome assembly. Lineage: Eukaryota; Fungi; Glomeromycota; Glomeromycetes; Diversisporales; Acaulosporaceae.